GCGUUGAGAAAUUACGCAGAACAUAUUUGUUCGGAAUUUGACGAUCAUUCCACCCCUUCCUAUAAAUUUGUUCGAAGCGCUACCUUGCCGCCGACUCGCGAAUAAGGUCUGUGCGUGCUCCACUUUUCUCUUCUCACACGCUCUUCUCACUCUCUGCGAAGAUGGGAGAUUAUAACGACGCGAUGAUGCGUAAUCCCAACGCCGCUGUACAGGCUCGUACCAAGGCGCAGAAUCGAGCUAACGUUCUCCAGUUAAAACUGAUUGGGCAGAGUCAUCCUACUGGUCUUACAAAUAACCUUUUGAAGCUCUUUGAACCUCGCCCUCCUCUGGAAUAUAAACCUCCUCCAGAAAGGAGGAAAUGCCCACCAUAUUCAGGAAUGGCACAAUAUGUCAGCCAUUUUGCUGAGCCUGGGGAUGAAGAAUAUGCACCUCCUGUUCGAAAAGCUGAAAUUCCAUCGCAAAGAAGAGCUAGAAUUCAUAAGCUUCGCUUAGAAAAAGGAGUACAGAAGGCUGCGGAAGAGCUUGAAAAGUAUGAUCCGCAUAAAGAUCCAAAUGCAACUGGUGAUCCAUACAAAACAUUAUUUGUGGCCAGGCUUAGUUAUGAAACAACUGAACAUAGGAUCAAAAGGGAGUUUGAAGCUUAUGGUCCAAUUAAACGGGUUCGUAUGAUUAUGGACAAGGAGACGAAUAAACCUAGAGGAUAUGCCUUCAUCGAGUAUAUUCAUACACGUGAUAUGAAAACUGCAUACAAGCAAGCUGAUGGUAGGAAGCUUGACAAUCGACGAGUUUUAGUUGACGUUGAGCGUGGUAGAACUGUUCCAAAUUGGCGGCCUAGAAGGUUGGGUGGUGGACUUGGAUCCACAAGAGUCGGUGGUGAAGAAGUUAAUCAGAAGCAUUCUGGCAGGGAGCAACAGCAGGUAUCAUCAAGUCGUCCCAGAUCGGAGGAGCCUAGGGCUCGAGAAGAAAGACAUGUUGAUCGAGAAAGAGAACGGUCUCGAGAUAGGGGGGGUAGGGAUCGGCGUGGGAAAUCACGUGAGCAUUCACAUGACAGGACACGAGACAAGGACCCCCGAGAAGAUAGACACCACCAUAGAGACCGUGAUAGAAAUAGAGAAAGAGAGAGGGACAAGGAAAGGGACCAUGGCCGUGAUCGUGAUCGUGAUCGUGAUCGAGGUCGUGAUCGAGAGCGAGAAAGAGACUAUAGCCGGGAUUUUGAACGCCGCCCUCGUGACCGUGAUCGUGAGAGGGAUCAUACUCGAGAUCGAGAAAGGGAUAGAGAUUAUGAGCGCUCCAUUCAUGAUAAGGAUCGUGGUUAUGCUCAUGAAAAAAAUGCUGAAUAUGAUCAUGUUGAUGCUGCACAUGACCGGGAUCGUCAAGGUAUGAAAACAAGGGAAACUGAUCAUGGUCAUCCAAACGGUGGUCGGGAGUAUUAUGAUGGCUCCAUCAAGCAUGAACAUGACGAUGAGUACGGUCAAUACUACCAACAGAAAGAUCAGCAAUAUGAUCAUGAGCCUGAAUACUAUGACCAUUAUGGCAAGGAUGGUGGUGCUGAUUAUCAGGGCCAACACAAACGUGCAGAGUCUGAACCACCUGAGGAGGGAGAGGCUCCCAGAGAUCAUGAAUAUGAAUAUCACCGUUCUGAGAGAUCCCUCUCCCGUGAGUAUCGACACUGAUGUAUCUGGUGGUUGCUGCGAGUUGUGAUUUCCAGAGGUGUUUAUAAAGCAACUUCAUAUGGGUUUGUGUUUGUGAUGCUCUUGUGUACCUGAAUUUAUGCACCCUUCUUUUGCGAGAAUGAUUGUUGUAUUUUCUUUUUAAGUCUGGUUACAUAAAGGACUGCAUCGGGCUGGCAUGGAGGAUAUGAACCAAAAAAGCUUAUGAAGUUAGUUUUGUGCUCUGUUUCUGUUA
Messenger RNA from Phalaenopsis equestris, 1905 nucleotides. RefSeq names its product U1 small nuclear ribonucleoprotein 70 kDa. Lineage: Eukaryota; Viridiplantae; Streptophyta; Magnoliopsida; Asparagales; Orchidaceae. The record is from RefSeq and is a predicted model, not a curated record. Bases 162 to 1673 code for a protein of 503 amino acids. Gene Ontology annotation, cellular component: U1 snRNP; precatalytic spliceosome; U2-type prespliceosome. Gene Ontology annotation, biological process: mRNA splicing, via spliceosome. The transcript is spliced from 11 exons. Gene Ontology annotation, molecular function: U1 snRNA binding; mRNA binding.